UUUGCAUUUGAUCAUUGUUUCUGGUCAAUGCUGGAAGGUGACCCACGAUUUCAGGGACAAGAAGCAGUAUUUGAGGCCCUGGGGGUGGAGAUUUUAGAAAGGGCAUAUGAAGGAUAUAAUGGCUGCAUUUUUGCUUAUGGACAGACAGGAUCUGGAAAAUCGUACUCCAUGAUGGGUACCCACGAACAGAAAGGUAUAAUCCCUCGACUAUGUGAUACAAUGUUUGAAAAAAUUAAGACCAGCACUAAAGAAGACUUGGUGUAUAAAGUUGAAGUCUCCUAUAUGGAAAUUUAUAACGAGAAAGUCCAUGAUUUACUUGAUCUCAAAGGAAAUAAACAGAAUUUAAAAGUGCGCGAACACAGUAUAUUAGGUCCUUAUGUUGAUGGUUUAUCAAUGCUGGCUGUCUCUUCAUUUGAGGAUAUAAAUAACCUUAUGAACGAAGGAAAUAAAUCCAGAACUGUGGCUGCUACCAACAUGAACAAUGAGAGCAGUCGGUCACACGCUGUCUUCAACAUAGUCCUUACACAGACCCUCACAGACCUGGCUUCUGGGGUAUCAGGAGAGAAAGUGAGUAAAUUGAGUCUGGUAGAUUUAGCUGGAAGUGAACGAGCUCAGAAAACAGGAGCUGUAGGUGAUAGACUGAAAGAGGGCAGUAACAUCAACAAGUCCCUGACAACCCUUGGUUUGGUGAUCUCAAGUCUUGCAGACCAAGCUGCCGGCAAAAACAAAAAUAAAUUUGUACCCUACAGAGAUUCUGUGUUAACAUGGCUGUUAAAGGACAAUCUUGGUGGUAACAGUAAAACAGUAAUGAUAGCGACCAUCAGUCCAGCUGGUGAUAAUUAUGAAGAGACCCUGUCCACGUUACGUUACGCUGACCGUGCCAAGAGAAUUGUCAACCAUGCUGUCGUUAAUGAAGACCCUAACGCUAGAAUCAUACGAGAUUUACGUGAAGAACUAGAGAUGCUACGCAAUCAACUCAGAGAUGCACAGAGCAUGCAGGCGCCAGAUCUCAAAGACAGGCUGCAGGAAUCAGAACAUUUGAUGAAGGAAAUGACGAAGACUUGGGAAGAAAAAUUAAAAGAGACUGACAUGAUCCAUACUCAACGACAUAAUGCCCUAGAACAGAUGGGAAUAUCAGUGGAAACAUCUGGUAUCAAGGUAGAACAGGGCCGAGCUUUCCUCGUUAACCUUAAUGCUGACCCCUCACUUAACGAACUUCUAGUCUACUACUUGAAGGAGCACACUUUAGUUGGUUCCCACAAUGCCAGAGUCAAGCAAGAUAUUCACCUAUCAGGAUUGGGAAUUCUACCAGAGCACUGUGUUGUUGAUAUAGAUAACAAUGAAAUCUUCCUGACUCCCUUUGAUGGAGCAAGAACAUGUGUAAAUGGUUCAGUGAUAAAAGAUAAAACGAAAGUAAAACAUGGAGAUCGGAUAUUGUGGGGAAAUAACCAUUUCUUCAGAGUCAAUUGUCCCAAACCAACCAACAGUCCCCAGUCCUCAGAACCAGAGAAUCAGUUGAUAGAUUAUGACUUCGCUCAGCAUGAACUGAUGAUGAAAGAACUAGGGGAUGAUCCCAUACAGGAGGCCAUCGGGGCCAUAGAGAAACAACAUGAAGAGGAGAAACAAGAGGCUCUCGAUAAACAGCGUCAAAUGUACGAACGACAGAUGCAGAUGUUGCGUAACAAAUUGAUGUCACCAGGCAACCCAUCGUUUCCCAUGCAGCUGUUCGAGAUGCCCCGACUAACACCAACUGGUAACCCCACCACACAAAACAGUAUACAGAAAAAAUACCAGCAAUGGGCUGUUGACAGGGAAAAAUCUUUCAAACAGAGUUUAUCCAAGUUAAGAGAAGAGGUUGUGAAGGCCAAUACUCUGGUUCGUGAAGGCAACUUCUUGUCACAAGAGAUGAACAAACAAACAGAAUUUCAUGUGACCUUACAGAUUCCAGCUUCCAAUCUUAGUCCCAAUAGACGAAGAGGAGCAUUCAUAAGUGAACCCGCCAUCUUAGUGAAGCGGCAAGGUCGACCGAAUCAGAUCUGGUCCAUGGAGAAGCUAGAGAAUAAAGUGAUAGAUAUGAGAGAAGUGUAUGAGGAAAGACGGAAUCGUGGUUUACCAAUGAUGGAUGAAGGUCCACCUCAGAAAGGAGAUCCAUUCUAUGAAUCACAAGAGAACCACAAUCUGAUUGGUGUAGCUAAUGUAUUUUUAGAUUGUUUAUUUUAUGAUGUCAAACUGGACUAUCAUGUUCCUAUUAUUAGUCAACAAGGAGAGAUAACUGGUAAACUGCACAUAGAGCUGUCCAAAGUUGGUGGAGCAGUAUUGGACAGAUAUGUUGAUAUACAUGAAAGCGGGGAGGAAAAUUCUGUGCCUAUGGGAGCACCUUUGUUAGUGAGAGUGUGUAUAAAAGAAGCAAGAGGCCUGCCACCAGCACUCUGCCAUUUUGUGUUUUGCCAGUACUCGUUUUGGGGAUUGUCUGAUACCAUUGUAGUUGCUCCUGAAAUUAAUCCUGACAACUUGACUGAGAAACACGAUCAAAGUCUUUCAUUCAUAUUUAACCACCAAAAGGAUUUCCGAAUUCCAAUAACAGAAGAAUUUAUUGAGCAUUGUUCUGAAGGAGCCUUAUCAAUAGAAGUAUGGGGUCAUCGGAGUCAGGGAUUUGGAAUAAAUGGGUCCCUAAUUGAUUCCACGUCAGUUAAAACCAGAACCCUUAUUGAUAGAUGGAACGAGGUCAUGCGGAAGAUUGAAUUCUGGGUAGAAAUUCAUGAAUUAAAUGAUCAAGGUGAAUAUGUUGCUGUGGAAACAACUCACAGACCUGAUGUCCCUUGUGCUGGCAUCUUUCAACUCAGACAGGGUCAUUCAAGAAGAGUUCUGGUCAGAGUUAAACCAGUGGCAAACUCUGGAACCCUGCCAUUGAUCUGUGAAGCUAUAACGUCCAUUAGUGUAGGCUGUAUCACGGCUCGUUCCAAACUACAGAAAGGACUGGACAGUUACCAAGAAGAAGACUUGAACCAUUUACGAGAGCGCUGGACAGACGCUCUGAAACGACGUAAAGAAUACCUGGAUGAACAAAUUCAACAGUUGAUUAACAAACCAGACAAAUCUGAAGCAGAUGCUGAAAGAGAAAGAGCUCUGAUAGAACAGUGGGUGAGUCUAACAGAAGAACGGAAUGCUGUAUUGGUACCAGCUCCUGGCAGCUGUAUUCCAGGUGCUCCUGCUGAUUGGGAUCCACCACUAAAUGUGGAAGAACAUUCACCUGUUUUAUUCCUGGAUCUUAAUGCUGAUGAUAUGUCCACACCUAACACUAAGGAAGGUCUGCAAGCUGCUGGUGUCAACUCUAUAUUACCCAAAGAACAUGGUUCACAGUUGAUCAAUCUUCCCAUUACUAAAUCUUUCCCAGAGAAAGAAAAUGUUUGUGCUGUUGCAUCAUGGGAUUCCUCCAUCCACGACUCUCAACAUUUAAAUCGUGUGACGCCAGCCAAUGAGAGGAUCUACGUUAUUUUAAAAGCGGUAGUAAGAUUAAGUCACCCGGCAUCCAUGGAACUGGUUUUAAGAAAACGUCUGUGUAUCAACAUCUAUAAGAAACAGAGUUUGACUUCAUUCACUCAUAUGUUAAAAAACAGGAUUAUUGGAACGGACUAUUUGACAUCCAGUUCUAUAAUCUAUGAAGUUGUCUCUAACAUUCCAAAGGGAUCAGAAGAUUUAGAAGAAAUGGAAACUUUGGCUCAAAUGGCGGCUUCCCCCAAUCAAAUAAAUUCUUCAGAUGGUGAAACAUAUAUCGAAAAAUAUAUUAGAGGUAUCUCAGCAGUAGAAAGUAUCUUGACAUUAGAUAGAUUACGACAGGAAGUAGCUGUCAAGGAAUUACUGGCUGUGACUGGACGAUCUGGAGGAAUGUUACGUAAAACGACCAGUGUUCCUAACAUUAAUCAGGUAACUAGGACAGAUGGUAGGACAAACCGCUUUUACACUCACAGCUUGAGUAGGACAGAUGGUAGGACAAACCGCUUUUACACUCACAGCUUGAGUAGGACAGAUGGUAGGACAAACUGCUUUUACACUCACAGCUUGAGUAGGAUAUAUGGUAGGACAAACUGCUUUUACACUCACAGCUUGAGUAGGACAGAUGGUUCCAAGUCCGUAAUGAGUCCCCACUCUCUGAAAUUGAUGAAACCAAUGACAACACUGCUUGAAGAACAAAACCAUCGGGAACAAAAACCAUUGUUACACCAGAGCACUGAAGAGGAACUUGAUGAAGAAGACGAAGAUGAUCUUGGGGUCAAACCAGUUCAUCACCUUGACGACCAUCAACACGAUUCCGACGAUUUUCAAGAAUUUGAGUCUUUUCAAAGUCAACAAACCCGGGUUCAAAGUUCAAUGAACAACAUGACCCAUUCUUCAACCAACGACAGUUUAGUGGAAGGUCAAACCAAGAGUUAUACCCCUUCCAUGACCUCUAGUGGGUACGCCAGUCAGGCUGUUUCUACCUUGACACUAUCCUCGGAAGAUUCCAUGAGCAUCAAAUCUAUUGAAGAACAUGGCGACGGAAAAGGGAAAAAAAUGCGGCAGAAGUCAGCUAGCACAGAGACUAGUAGUGAGACCGAACCAUUUUUUCAAUCAAAUGACCCUAAACUUGACAAUCAGACGAAGAAUUCUGAAGCUGAUACUAAGGAUUUAGAAAAUGGACAAAAAACCAGUGAUGGAAAAGAGACAACAGAAUCUGAAUCAAGCAUUGAAAAAGAUGCUAAUAAUCCAGAAAUGAAAAAGGAAUCAGAGAAAACGAUAGACAUAAAGGAAUCCCAAAAUGUGGAAUCGGAAAGCUCAAAAGCUGAAUCAUCUUCUGUGAAUGCUCUGGAGGAACUUGAAAAAUUACAAGACAUUGACGAAGAUGCUGAUGAGUCUUCUCAGCCACUCAGUGAUAAGUCGCAUUUAAAUCGACCAAUCAGUGAUGAAUCUUUAAAUAAAUCAUCCAAUGAGGUGAAGUCUUUAGACAGAGCUGAUGUUUUGAGAAGGAAAGGCUCGUCUGUACCCUCCUGGGUAAAGGAAGGAGAGGGCGUCACUGUCACCUCUUCCAGGGGUACUGUACCCAAGUCUGGUGUGGUCAGAUUCGUGGGUCAAGUGGAUUUUGCUGCUGGAAAUUGGAUUGGUGUAGAGCUAGAUCAACCUGAAGGUAAAAACGACGGGUCUGUGAAUAAACAACGCUAUUUUAAAUGCCGUUCUCGGCAUGGGAUAUUUGUUCGUCCAGACAAACUCAUCUGGGAUAAGAAGAGGAAAAGUGUCAAAGGUCAAAGUUCACGACGGAGUUCGGGUAUGACCUCAUCAGUGUCAAGUGGAAGCUUGUCAGGUUCGAAGGGUAGAACGCCCACCAAAAAAUAA
This is a messenger RNA of Lottia gigantea (owl limpet), 5367 nucleotides long. RefSeq lists its product as hypothetical. Gene Ontology annotation, biological process: microtubule-based movement; regulation of protein localization. Gene Ontology annotation, molecular function: ATP binding; microtubule motor activity; cell adhesion molecule binding. Gene Ontology annotation, cellular component: adherens junction. The transcript has 35 exons. The annotation marks the transcript as partial. NCBI's taxonomy places the organism in Eukaryota, Metazoa, Mollusca, Gastropoda, Lottiidae. The record is from RefSeq and is a predicted model, not a curated record.